CUAAUAGCAGGGAGGCUCUCUGGGUCCGUCAGCGAGUGCUUCGUUGGUUACAAACUAACAAUCAUCAGAAAUUCAAACAAGCUCAGAGAGAGAAGAGAGGGCAAAACGAAGCGAAGAGAGGGAGAGAGGAAUUUUGAGGACGAAGAACCCUUAAAAAGUUGCGGAGAGGGAAAGUUACAAACGGAGCGGAGGUGGGAAGUGAAAGGGAAUAGUAAUGGAGGAGACCGAGAAUCAUAAUAAUUUGGAGGCGGUACCGGAGGAGAUGGAGGUGGACGACGUGGUUGGUUCGAGCCAGACAUUGGAGAGGGUAGCUGCUGCCAAGCUCUUCAUUGAGAACCAUUACAAGUCCCAUAUGAAGCACAUCCAGCAGCGCAAAGAGAGGCGAUCUGAGCUUGAAAAGGUGUUGGCCACAUCCCAUGUUCCUGAGGAGGAGCAAAUCAAUCUACUGAAGAAUUUGGAGCGCCAAGAAACUGAGUAUAUCCGGCUCAAGAGACACAAAAUUUGUGUAGAUGAUUUUGACCUUUUGACUAUAAUCGGCAGAGGAGCUUUUGGAGAGGUUCGAUUAUGCAGGGAGAAAAAGUCAGGAUGCAUUUAUGCCAUGAAAAAAUUGAGGAAGUCAGAAAUGCUCAGCAGAGGACAGGUUGAACAUGUCAAAGCAGAAAGGAAUUUGCUUGCAGAAGUUGCGAGUGACUGCAUUGUGAAACUCUACUACUCGUUCCAAGAUGCUGAUUACUUGUACUUAAUUAUGGAGUAUCUUCCUGGUGGUGAUAUGAUGACAUUAUUAAUGAGGGAGGAGACUUUGACUGAAACUGUUGCCCGGUUUUACAUUGCUCAAAGUGUUUUGGCCUUAGAGUCCAUUCAUAAACAUAACUAUAUACACAGAGAUAUUAAACCUGACAACUUAUUGUUGGACAAACAUGGGCACAUGAAACUCUCCGAUUUUGGUCUCUGUAAGCCUCUAGAUUGCUCAAACUUAUCCACUAUCAAUGAACAUGAAGCUCUUGAUGAUGAGAAUUUGAAGGAAUCAAUGGAUGUGGAUGGACGAUUCCCAAAUGCUGGUGGAAGGCCGUGGAGGAGCCCUAAAGAGCAACUAGAGCACUGGCAGAUAAAUAGGAGAACACUGGCAUAUUCUACAGUUGGCACACCAGAUUAUAUUGCUCCAGAAGUGCUCCUUAAGAAAGGAUAUGGCAUGGAGUGUGAUUGGUGGUCACUAGGAGCCAUAAUGUAUGAGAUGUUGGUUGGUUAUCCUCCAUUCUAUUCCGAUGAUCCAGUAACCACUUGCAGAAAGAUUGUGCAUUGGAGAAAUCACUUAAGAUUUCCAGAGGAUGCAAGGUUGACACCUGAAGCAAAAGAUCUGAUCUGCAGGUUGCUUUGCGAUGUUGAGCACAGGCUUGGUACUCUUGGCGCCUCUCAAGUCAAAGCUCAUCCUUGGUUCAGAGAUGUUGCUUGGGAAAGAGUAUACGAAAUGGAAGCAGCAUUUAAACCAGAGGUCCAUGGUGAACUUGACACUCAGAACUUCAUGAAAUUUGAUGAGGUGGAACCUCCGCCACUAAGAACUGGAUCUGGACCCAUGAGGAAGAGCAUAUGCCUUACAAGUUUCUGCCUCACAGUACCAUAUAACUACACUUCCAUUUUCUGUUUGGAUUCCAACACGACUUUGGUUAAAAAUCGUAGCUUGUCAACUGGAGAACCCUAUUUGAUUCUUGCCAAACCAUAUGAUCUGUGUCGUUGGUUCUCUUGUCAGAUGCUAUUGACUGCUGAGGAUAUGAGUUUUGUGGGAUAUACGUACAAGAACUUCGAUGCUGUCAAAGGUCGUCAUUUAUUUGAUGUGAAGAAGGGCUGUUUACCUCGCCAGACAUCUGCCGACUCUUGUUACAGUGAUCCAGGUGUGGAGUACAGUUCCAAUUCCAAAGACUCCACUGAUAAAAAAGAUGGCAGGAAGUUUGCUUCCUCGGGAGAUCUACUGUCACAAUGAAAAAAAAGAAGAAAUGAAAGAACAAGAAGCAUGUGUUGUUACAAUUGCAACCAGCCAGCCAUACAUUCUCAGAACUCAUCCGUGAAGAUGGCGGCCAUUCCUGGUUUCUUUUUUGGUCAGGAUUAGCCGUGAACCCGAAGCCAUCAAUAAACAUAUCCCGGUGUCAUUACCCCUCGCUUGUGUAAUAUGAGCUCUCUGUGUACAGUAGUAUCACCGGAGCAGCUUUUUUUUUUUUUUUCGUGAUGUUUUGUAGCUACUGAUUACCUAUCUGGGUGUGUAAGUGUAAAAAAGAAAAGAAGUCUGAAACUGAGAGGCCUUAUAUUGAUUGCCCAGGUUGGAAGAUGCAAAAAUCAACUGUUACAUCUCCACCUUGUGGCGGCCAUUUCAUUCAGACUCUCCUUUGCCUCCAUUUUUCUUGGGAGGAAGUAUCGUGAAUCAUGUACUGAGGCUGUAAUAUGGUUUUUACUGUUAGAAUCUGUUCCGACGAAAAGAUCCAGCUGCCUUCGUGCAAUUUAAACCUGCUCAUA
This is a messenger RNA of Linum tenue, 2502 nucleotides long. The record is from the annotation of a GenBank genome assembly. NCBI's taxonomy places the organism in Eukaryota, Viridiplantae, Streptophyta, Magnoliopsida, Malpighiales, Linaceae.